This is a messenger RNA of Callithrix jacchus (white-tufted-ear marmoset), 911 nucleotides long. It is a transcript of the gene MOSMO, whose product is annotated as modulator of smoothened. Gene Ontology annotation, cellular component: Golgi apparatus; ciliary membrane. Lineage: Eukaryota; Metazoa; Chordata; Mammalia; Primates; Cebidae. Gene Ontology annotation, biological process: negative regulation of smoothened signaling pathway. The record is from RefSeq and is a predicted model, not a curated record.
UCCGGGGCGGGCGGCGGUUCCGUCUGUGCGGGCCGCGCCGCGGCUGCUGGUCCCGGGCGCGCGGAGGGCGCGAGCGGCGCGCGGAGACUGAGGGGGCGCGAGGCAGCGGCGCGGGGACUCCGGGCCCCGGCGGCGGCCCAUGGGGCGGGAGGCGUGAGGCCGCUGCCUGUCCGGGGCUCGGGGGGUGGGGGGAGCGGGGCGGGGAGAUGGAUAAACUGACCAUCAUCUCAGGAUGUCUCUUUCUGGCCGCCGAUAUAUUCGCCAUCGCCAGCAUCGCCAACCCGGACUGGAUCAACACCGGGGAGUCCGCGGGAGCACUCACUGUGGGCCUCGUGCGACAGUGUCAAACAAUCCAUGGACGAGACCGGACGUGCAUCCCUCCCCGGCUUCCCCCGGAGUGGGUCACCACACUGUUUUUUAUCAUCAUGGGAAUCAUUUCAUUGACUGUCACAUGUGGUUUGCUGGUGGCUUCCCACUGGCGAAGAGAAGCUACAAAAUAUGCUCGAUGGAUAGCAUUCACUGGAAUGAUCCUUUUCUGUAUGGCUGCCCUAAUAUUUCCAAUAGGAUUUUACAUCAAUGAAGUCGGAGGUCAACCUUAUAAAUUACCCAACAACACAGUGGUUGGGUCAUCAUAUGUACUUUUUGUCUUAUCAAUUUUCUUUACAAUAGUAGGACUUCUAUUUGCUGGCAAAGUUUGUUUACCAGGCUGAUGAAUGUCUAAAUUGCUUGACUCUUACUAUUUUUUAUUUUAUUUUUUUAUUUUUGGAGGGUGGGGAGGACAAAGGUGAGACAUCUGAGCAACCCUCUCAUAGGAAGAUGCUCAGAUGAAACUGAUGCUGAGAAGGAAAAAAAAUGCUUUCAUUUGUUCUCACUAUGCACUUUGGAUUAAACAAAAAAAAAAAAAAAAAAAA